Messenger RNA from Chelmon rostratus (copperband butterflyfish), 596 nucleotides. Its product is annotated as THAP domain-containing protein 1-like. The transcript is spliced from 2 exons. Gene Ontology annotation, molecular function: sequence-specific DNA binding. NCBI's taxonomy places the organism in Eukaryota, Metazoa, Chordata, Actinopteri, Chaetodontiformes, Chaetodontidae. The record is from RefSeq and is a predicted model, not a curated record. Bases 198 to 596 code for a protein of 132 amino acids.
AACUUUAUCCCAAUUGCGAUCAAUGCGCGCUGUCAGUGCUAACCGUUGUGUGCGAGCCAACUGAUCUCUCGUCAGUGUUCGAUGGUGUUUACAGAGUGCAGACGACGCAACGCAAACGAGCUAGUUUUAGAGCUAGGAGAAGGAGAGAGAGAAGAAGUCCACCGGCUAUUCUUUAUUUGGAAAAACGAGAUAGAGACAUGGUGCGCACUUGUGCCUAUCCAGGCUGUACCAACAAAGAUGAGAGUGGGUCUCCUCAAACAUUCCACCGAUUCCCUUUGACGAAUGUAGCUUUGAGGAGACUUUGGCUACUUUCUCUGGGCUUGAACGUGGAGCUCACCCAACUACCGAAGAUGAGAAAGCUUCGCGUGUGCAGUGACCACUUCAGCGAGGACGACUAUCUUCCAGAAGGACAGACAAAGAGACGUAUUUUGAAGAGCACUGCUGUACCUGCACCCCAGGACAAGAGAGAUAUAAUGUCUUCCAUUCACGGCAGUCAAAUCAGUGGGUUGCAAGAAGACUGUAUGAGCCAACAACACAGGAGUUCCCGAAAGAUUUGGUGGAGAAGGUCAUCCAACGACGGCUUGACACCAAUGUGA